CUUAAGCACGAGCAAGUGUGGCCAUCAAGCACUCUGGGAUUUAGUGGGCUGUACUGUGCAGGACAGAAACUUUAGGGGAAGAGAGGUGGUCGUGCGCGAGCUAUCGUGCCUGCGAGAGGGCUCUAUUGUAGUCUGUGUGUGCUUAUCCUUUCUCUACGCACGACGAGCAGUUGCUGAGUACGUGAGGAGCGACAAUGACGUCGGCUAGCUGUUUGUUGAUGAUCGUGAUGUUUGCGGCUAUGGCGGCCGCCGGUGUGCACAACGUUGAGGCUGCAGGCCCUCGCCGGCUGCUUGGCCCCGUGACAGUUACUCUCGGCGCUGUGAAGAUCAGGAAGGUGACCGUUGCUGGGUCGGGAUGUCCUUAUGAGACACCGUUAGUCAGCAUCUCUGCUGAUAACCAGGCCGUCACCAUUCCGUUUCUGGACUACCAGGUGGCCGUUCCAGCGGCGCUGAAGGACCGUCAGAAGUCGUGCAUCAUCACCGUCGACCUCGAUUAUCCUGCUGGCUGGACGUACGUGGCCAGCAAGUGGACCUACCAGGGAUGGGUGGAGCUGCAGAAGGGUUUAGUCGCUUAUCAAUCGGCCAAGUACUAUUACCAAGGAGGACAGCCGGCUUGCGAGCGCAUUGCCAAGUGGGAUGCUCUGAAGAAGCCCAUCGCUGGUAGGUCGUACACCAUUCAGGAGGUUUGUCCGGAGGGCAUCUCGUUCAGCCCUUGCGGAGAAGUGAGGGGCCUGAACAUCUUGACCAGAAUGUGGAUCGACAACAAGAAGAACUACAACGCUGAGGGUGUGAUCAAAGCCGAGGUCAUCGACGGCGAAGUCAAGUCCUGGAACCUGUUUGUCGUCCACCUGUACUGGCAAUGGUGUUACUGAGGAAGAGAGUUGAGCAGUACUCAGUAACUUAGAGCAGUUGGAACCAUGGUCUAUGUUCCAGUCUGUCCUGCUCGGGCGCUACCCGGUCUAUGUACUUAGAGCAGUUGGAACCAUGGUCUAAGUUCCAGUCUGUCCUGCUCGGGCGCUACCCGGUCUAUGUACUCAGAGCAGUUGGAACCAUGGUCUAUGUUCGAGUCUCUCCUGCUCGGACGCUACCUGGUCGAGCUUUUGUGAUCGUUUGGAGUCCAAGCUUAUGGCUGGACGGGUGUUAGGCUUGUCUUGAAGAGAGAGAGGGAGAGAGAGAGAGAGAGAGAG
Molecule: messenger RNA, 1187 nt
Organism: Chara braunii
Lineage: Eukaryota; Viridiplantae; Streptophyta; Charophyceae; Charales; Characeae
Source: the annotation of a GenBank genome assembly